AUGAAAUCGUUGACAUUGUUCGCCGCCGCUGCUCUUACCGUAGCUUCGACAGAGGCAUGUGCCAAGUACAUGCAUUGCUGGUGUGUGAAGGACCAGUUUGAGUGGGAAGGAAAGAUCCAGGACAACAUUGCCUGGGAUGAUAGCACCGCGAAAGCUUGUACAGCUAGUAGCGGUAAAGCUGGGUAUUACGGCCAGAACUUCCAAGAAUGUUAUCGUUACAAGAAGGGCUUCCUCGCAAUUAUUCCCGCCAAGGCGAUUAACAACUGCGACUGGACAAAGGAGUGCCAAAAGGCUGGUGCGAGCAAGGGAUGGUGCCGUGACAAGAUUUAG
Colletotrichum truncatum is the source of this 330-nucleotide messenger RNA. RefSeq lists its product as uncharacterized. Lineage: Eukaryota; Fungi; Ascomycota; Sordariomycetes; Glomerellales; Glomerellaceae. The record is from RefSeq and is a predicted model, not a curated record.